CGAACGGUAGUGGUUAUGGUGGUGGUAACAAUUCAAUCGCUAUAAUUUUGGCAUUAAUUAUAAUUUUGAAUAUUUUAAUGAUUAUGCGGAAGAUUAUACAAAUACAGGCGGUGUAAAAGAGAGCGAGUGAGAGAGAGAGGUGUUCCAGAAAAAUAUAUAAAUAAAUAAAAUAAAAAAAUAAAUAAAAAUCGAUAAAAAUUGCUGGAAAUUUUGAAAAUCUUGAAAGUGAAGUUAGUAACUUUUUUGCUGUGAAAAUGGAUUUUCGUAAUCUGUGUUCCAAAAUCGAUGUGGAUGCAAUACGAGCUAAAUUUCCACCCUUACCCGAGGUGAUGACCCAGAUUAAAUUACCAAAGUCAAUGUCAAAAUUAAAGUCACGCAAAAUUUUUCGCAUGUCCCGUGAAGAUGUCAGCCGUUCGUCGUCGAAACGACGCUCCUCCAGCAUUGAUGAUAUUGCCAAGCAACAACAAAAUCCCCUGGGCCCUCCAUUUAGUAUACCGAUACCGCCCACACCCUCGGAUUUUGUAAAUCACACCCCGGAAAGAAUUUCCACCAUAUCUUCUUUGGUGGAUCGAAGUGGUGGUGGCAAGGGUCGCAGUUUGGGCCGUGGGGCCACAAUGAAAAAACACCAUGCCUUCGAGGAUCAGGAUGAGGAGAAUUUCUAUCGCAGUGCAGGUGGCAUUGAUGACUAUUGUCCCUCACCGGAACAUAUGCCGGCAACACAGCGCAGCUAUUCCACCCGACCCAUGAGUCCGCCAAGAAAAACAACCGGCCUCUCCCCCACUCGCCGUACCGCCUCGGAGCAAAAUGUCAAAAUGUCCUUUAAGGAGAAGUGUCAAAAGGGCUACAAAGAUGCCUCGGAAUUUCGUUUGAAACAUGUCUUUGCCAAGAAGACGGUGGUGCGUCAGGACACCAUACAGGUCACCGAAUAUGUGCGACGUUUUGAGGAAGAACGCCGCCAGGAGGAAAGUGAAGAGGAACGUGAGGCCCGGGAAUUGGAGGAGAAUUAUGAUUUUAAUUUCCGCACCUCAAGGCGUAAAUCGGAUGAGUCCUUUGGGGUCAGUACCCCCAGAGAUUCUCCGCAACGGCAGCAGCAGCCGCAUUUGGCAAGGUUACCAACCUCGAAUCCCAAGAAAACCCUUAGCGAGCAGAGUGGAGAUGAAAGUGGCAUGGAAUUGACCCCACCUCCAAGGAGACCUGGUAUUGCAGCCACCCGAUUUUCGAGGGUACGCAAGGAUCCUCUGCGUAUGUCAUUGGAUGAGGAUGAUGGCAUUAAAUCUCCUCCCAAAAAUCAAAAAUCUGAGGAGGAAGAAGAGGAGGAGGAGGGGGAUGACAAUGACAUUGAAUUGGAUGAAGUGGAGGUGGAUAAACCCCCCAUGCCCCUACAUCCCAUAGAGAGUGCCCUGUACAAUAAAAUCAACAAACAAAGGGAGGAAGAGGAGGCGGAACGCCUCCGGAAAAAGGAAAAACUGCAAAAGUCACGCAGCAUUAAAAAGAGAUUGGGAACCUUUAAAAGUGUCUCCCAGGAGGGUUCGCUGGCCAGUAAUUCGCCCCUGAAAACGCGGCGAGCUCCCCUUAGCCCCCAGGAAUCGGAGGAGAAAUCGAAGUCCCCCAAGGCCGAGGGAGGAGGUUUAAUCAAGCAGAAUUUCAAACGUUUACAAAAGUCCAUUAAACUACCCAACAUGAGCUCAUCCCGGGGUGCAGAGUCAGAGGGCGAGGCUGAUGCGGAAUCGGGAAAAUCAAAACCCUCCAAAACCCAGCAAUUUGCCGAGCGCCUCAAACGUUUCCGUUCCGUGGAUAAUGUGGACAAGCAAACGGAUAAUGAGGAUGGAGGGGGAGGGGGAGAGGGCACCAAGACACCGGGUUCCCCGCUACAAAAGCUAACCCACAAACUGCAGGAUUGGAAGAAAAGCUUCAAAAGGAAACCCUCGGAAAAUACCGAUGAUGAGAUGGCCACCAAUUCGCCGCAGAAAAAGGAAAAGCCUGUUGGCACCCUCAUUCGCAGAUUGCAACACAUACGCAAUCGUAAACAAGCCAGCACCGAUGACCCCGACGAUGAUGAGGAGGGGGGUCAUAGCUAUAGGGAAAGCUUUAAAUCUCGGGCCAAAUUGCAGCUGGAAAAGGGCAUGGCUGCUGCCCAGCAUAUGCCUCAACUGACCAUGGAGAAGCUGAAGGAAUCCAAGAAAUUGUUCCGCAAGAAACAGGAGAAGGACAAAGACAAGGAUAAGGACACGGACAAAAAGAAGGACAAAGCAGGCGCCGCCGCCAUGAAAUUCAAUGAAAGCGGAGUCUCUGAUUUGGAGGAUAGUGAGGAGGAGGAGAACAACGAUGGCAAAAUGAGAAUGGCCCGUAAAAAGAAAUCAAAGGAUAACAAGGAAAAGGCCACGACCAGGCAUUACUACAGCUCCGAUGAUGAGGAGGAAGACGAUGAGGCAGGGGCAGCCGGAGGAGGGGAGGAUGAAAAAUCCACCAAAAUCACCCUGGAACCAUAUCAGCAAAAUGUCAUGGUACCGCUGUCGCGGGCAGCAUGGACGGCCAAGCCAAUUCUCACAGAUUCCGGAGAUGAUUUGGAUGAAGAUGAUGAUGUCCUACCCAGGGUCUUGAUACAUCAGGAUAAUACCGAAGGUUUUGAGUCCACUCUGAUUAUUGCGGUGAAAUGUCCCAUUUCCCGAUCCCCCACGCGAUCACCGGCCUACAUUGAGGAAUUGCCUCCAGACUAUGAGGAUUCUCCCAAGGCCUCUUCACCCAUGGAUUCUCCAAAGCCCUCUACCCCCGAAACCAGGGCCAAUUUGGCUGAAUUCCAGACUCCCCUGCCCCGUCGCGGAGAACGUCGAGCCUCCAAAGAUUCGAUGCUGUCUUCGGGAUCACGCAGCCAUCACUCAAGGAAGCAGUCCAUCGAUUCGAGCUCCGAAGAUUCCUGGAUGAAAGAUGUACCGCGUGAUACCUCCAAUGUUAUUGGUUUGGAUAGGGUCUAUGAGUCGGAGGAGCCUUGGAAAAUCCAUAAUGGACCCAAAAUGGAUGAGAAGCUCUACAAGACCAAGAGCAUUGAUAUCUUUGAGAAACACAAGCAGCAGGGCGGUGGUAUGGCGUUGCACAUAUUUGAGGACUUUGAUGAUGAGCUGAAGAAUACCCCGGUGGUCAAGAUUAGCAAGGAGGAAGAGGAUAGGGAAUGGGAUGAGGGAAAGCAAGAAGGGGGGUCUAAGAAUCAAAAUGAACCCGAUGAGAGCGGUGAAGAAAUGGAUCAACCAGAUGAUGACAACUCCUCCAGAAUAACCAAAAUCCUAAGGCAGCCAGAGGUUCCAAAAACCGAAAAGGAGGAAGAAGCUGUGAAAAAGAAAGAAGAAGACCUGGAAAAAUCCAAAUUCGGCAACAAAUUAUAUGGCAAUAGCCGUGAAAGCCUCAAUGGGAAUAUGGAAAGAAAUGCCCCUCAGACGGAUAGUGGGGCUGUGGAGGACAAUGAGGAUAGCAGUGAGGAGGAUGAUGAUAACGACGACGACGAUCCUGAGGAGGAAGAGAGCGAUGAGGAUAGGCCCCCCUCACACAAACCCUCGCCACCGCCCCAAGAGCCCACAACACCACCUCCACCAGUGCCACAGAGACAGCCCUCCAUACGCCUGAGCUGCAAUAUACCCAGGCAACCACCACCACCCUUGCCGGAGACAGGAAAAUCAGAGGAGGAGGAGGAAGACGAAGAAGGAGUAACAUCACCACCACCACCCUUACCUCAAACAAAACCACCCCUGCCACCCAACAGGCCCCAGGUGGCAGCACCACCCAAAAUACCCGAAAGAACCCCCUCCAUGAACCGGAUCAGUAGACCACUGGUCAAGACGGCCUCUCUACGUUUGGCCUACAGUGAACAGGUCAAUCCGGAGGAUGUGGGAAAGGUUAACAAAUUAAUUUCGAAAUUUGAGCCACAACGGAGGCCAAGAAUCAUAGCCAGGAGAGUAUAUUCUUCGCAGGAAUCCUCACAGGAUUACUCUGAUGAUGAGGAGGCAGAGGAAGAAGAAACGGAAAGUGAAGUGGAGAAACCCAGGAGCCGUAAUAUGUCUCUAGAUCGGACACCCACAAAUAAACCGAAAUUGCAAAAAUCAUUUUCCAUUGAGACCCCUGAUUCGGAGCAGGAAAUGAAAGUGAACAACAAAAAGGAGGAGUCUUCUUCUUCAAGAAUGCAAAGAAGGGCUCCAGAACCACCAACAGCUGAUUUGGAAAAAUUACAAGAUUUACACAUUACGGAAACCAAGCACCCCUCUACGAACAACAACAACAAUAAUCCCGAGAUAGUAAUACAACGUGGACCCCCACCCUUACCCCCCUUACCGAUUAUCAUCACUACCUCUUCGCAGGCAUCACCAGUGAAAAGUUUAACUACGAAACGAAACAACUCAACUCUCAGUCAAUACGACACCAAUUCGAACUGUAGUCAACCGAAUUCGGAAUAUGGCUCACCAAUGGCCUAUCCAUCGAGUCUAAUGGGAUCCUCGACGGAAGUAACACCCACCUCGAAUCGCAAAGAAACGGAAUUUCUCAGCACGACUCAGCAGCAAUAUCGCUCCCAGCGACGCAGUAUGGCGCGGGACGAUGAGCACUUCUAUUCGUUUGACAGUGAUGAGGAAAAUAGCUACUACUCCAUCAGUUCAACGGGUAGCAAUCGCUAUGUGGUAGAAUUAUAGACAAAAAAAUCGAGAGGCACAGCUGUCGAGAACAAACCAAUGCAGGAAGCAAACGUUAUAUUUUAAUAAUUAUUUAUUGUAAACAAUUUUAAUUGUUGUUAUUUGUUAAUUUUAAAUAAUUUUUUUUCUAAGUUUUAAGAAAAUCGAUUAUCGAUUAUUUUUCGAAAAUGAACUUCGAAAUGUUGCAAUAAAGAAACUAGUCUAAUUAAAACAUUUUAAAAA
Messenger RNA from Musca domestica (house fly), 4892 nucleotides. RefSeq names its product protein PIP82 (gene PIP82). The transcript has 4 exons. Lineage: Eukaryota; Metazoa; Arthropoda; Insecta; Diptera; Muscidae. Bases 255 to 4670 code for a protein of 1471 amino acids. The record is from RefSeq and is a predicted model, not a curated record.